AUGAGACCCCGGAUUUACCUUUUCGGAGAUUCUAUCACUGAAGAGUCAUUUACCGAUGGCGGCUGGGGAUCUUCUCUUGCAAACCACUUCUGUCGCACGAUGGAUGUGAUGUUGAGAGGGUAUAGCGGGUACAAUACAAGAUGGGCUCUGAAGGUGGUGGAGAAGGUAUUUCCACCGUCGGAAAGUGGCGGUGCUCCUAUGGCAGUGACGGUGUUCUUCGGCGCAAAUGACGCUUCUCUUCCCGAUAGAUGCAGUGCCUUCCAACACGUGCCGGUUGACGAGUACAAGAAGAAUCUUCACGCCAUUAUCGCCUUUCUCAAGAAAGGGUGGCCUUCAGUUCAUAUUCUCCUCAUCACCCCUCCUCCAAUUGAUGAAGAUGGACGUCUACAGAAUCCAUUUGUCGAGAAUGAAUCAGGUCUACCUGAGAGGACAAAUGAGGCUGCUGGCAGAUACGCUAAAGCCUGCCUUGAAGUUGCUGCAGAAUGUGGAAUUCCGGCAGUGGAUCUUUGGACAAAAAUGCAGCAGAUUCCUGGCUGGCAAAAAGCUUAUUUAAGAGAUGGUUUGCAUCUGACUCAAGGUGGCCAAAGUGUGGUAUUUGAGGAAAUAAUUGGCAGACUAAGGGGAGUAGGCCUAAGUCUGGAAACUCUACCAGUCGAUCUCCCACUUAUAGCCGAGAUUGAUCCUAAAGAUCCCAUGAAGUCUUUUGAGGAUUAA
Molecule: messenger RNA, 714 nt
Organism: Fraxinus pennsylvanica
Lineage: Eukaryota; Viridiplantae; Streptophyta; Magnoliopsida; Lamiales; Oleaceae
Source: the annotation of a GenBank genome assembly